Phytophthora sojae is the source of this 1305-nucleotide messenger RNA. RefSeq lists its product as hypothetical. Gene Ontology annotation, molecular function: ubiquitin-like modifier activating enzyme activity; tRNA threonylcarbamoyladenosine dehydratase activity. Gene Ontology annotation, biological process: cyclic threonylcarbamoyladenosine biosynthetic process. NCBI's taxonomy places the organism in Eukaryota, Oomycota, Peronosporomycetes, Peronosporales, Peronosporaceae. The coding region runs from base 1 to 1305 and encodes 434 amino acids. The record is from RefSeq and is a predicted model, not a curated record. The transcript has 3 exons.
AUGGUCAAGACGGUGGGCGGCGGCCAGCUCGUAGCGGCCUUCGGCGUGGGCGUGGCGGCUGCCAUCGCAGCUCAGUACGUGUACCAGGUCGCUCUCAAGCGUCAAGCAGCCAACGCGCGCGUGUCAAAAUCCACUGUGGCGGCCCCCCGCGGCACUGCCGCCGCCGCGCAGGAGCUCCUGGAGGAGCAGCUGUCCCGCAUCGCCGCCUUCUUCGGACCCGAGGGCUUCGCCAAGGUCAAGGACGCGUUCGUGGUGGUCGUGGGGCUGGGCGGUGUGGGCUCCCACGCUGCGCACAUGCUGGCGCGCUCGGGCGUGGGCAAGCUGCGGCUCGUGGACUUCGACAACGUGACGCUGUCGUCGCUGAACCGCCACGCGGUGGCCACGCGCGCCGACGUGGGUCUGUCCAAGGUGGCGGCCAUGAAGCGCCACCUGCACGAGAUCGUGCCGGACUGCGAGAUCGAGGACAUGGCCGUCAUGUUCGAGGCGGGCAGCGCCGACGAGCUGCUGGAAGGCAACCCGACGUACGUGCUGGACUGCAUCGAUGACGUCAAGACCAAGUGCGCGCUGCUGGAGAGCGUGACGCGCAAGAACCUCAAGGUCAUCACGGCCACGGGGGCGGGCGCCAAGGCCGACCCGACGCGUCUGCAGAUCGGGUCGCUCAAGGAUGCUGUCCGUGACCCGCUGGCGACCAAGAUCCGGUACUUCUUGAAGAAGAAGGGCAUCUCGUCGUCGGAGAUCACGACCAUCUUCUCGAGCGAGAAAAGCGUAUGCAAGCUGCUGCCUUUGGGUGCCGAGCAGGCGCAGAACCCCGAGGAGUUCGGCAACGUGGAGAACUUCCGCAUCCGCGUGAUCCCCGUGCUGGGCACGAUGCCUGCGCUCUUCGGCCAGUCGAUGGCGGCGUACGUGCUGUGCGACCUGGCUGGCAAGAAGAUUAACCCGGAAGCGGUGGCGCGGCUGUCGCGUGACCAGCGCAACAAGCUGUACCAGAAGCUGCAGCAGCGCGAGCACGUGCUGUUCCACGAAGGCCACAAGAUUGAGCUGGAGAAGGACGAGAUCGAGUUCGUCUACCAGGAAAUCUGGCGGGGUCGCAGCUCCGUGAGUGGAGCAAGAAACGGCGGCCACGACCGCCUCUACCUGGCGCGCUGGCGGACGGACCGACCGCUGCACCCGGACAACGUGGUGUACCUUACGACCAAGGAGCUGGCCAAGCUGGACAAGGACGGCGUCGAGGGCUUCGACCCGGAAGUGGUUGCCCGCAUCGACGCUCGUCUGGGCCAGUUUGGCAGCUGGGCGGUGCCUCAGUAG